Staurois parvus is the source of this 392-nucleotide messenger RNA. Lineage: Eukaryota; Metazoa; Chordata; Amphibia; Anura; Ranidae. The record is from the annotation of a GenBank genome assembly.
GAUCGCCGGUGCGCUGUGUCCCUCGGACACAGCGGAUCACGGAAAGAGCCGAAGAUGUCGGCUCGGUCAUGUGAUCAGCUGUGUCCAAUCACAGCUGAUCACAUGGGACAUGUGCACUGAUCAUCAGGGCACUAUUGAUCAGUGUAGCCCUGAUGAUCAGUGUAGCCCCAGCAGUGCCACCUGUCAGUGUCCAUCAGUGCCACAUCAAUGCCACAUAUCAGUGCAUACCAGUGCACAUCAAUGCCACAUAUCAGUGCCCAUCUGAGCUGCCUUUCAAUGCCACCCAUCAGUGCCAGUCAGUGCCACCUAUCAGUGCCAAUCAGUGCCACCUAUCAGUGCCCAUCAGUGCCACCUAUCAGUGCCAGUCAGUGUCACCUAUCAGUGCGCAUCAG